Molecule: messenger RNA, 585 nt
Organism: Hemiscyllium ocellatum (epaulette shark)
Lineage: Eukaryota; Metazoa; Chordata; Chondrichthyes; Orectolobiformes; Hemiscylliidae
Product: nicastrin-like
Exons: 5
Biological process (GO): protein processing; Notch receptor processing
Cellular component (GO): membrane
Source: RefSeq, a predicted model, not a curated record
GGUCUGGGGGGCUGAUCCGGAAGUGGGGUGAUAGUGGAGGAGGACAUGGAGAGUUGGAGGGUGUUGUUGCUGCUGCUGCCUGGUUUAGGGGCUCUCUGCGGGGCCAACUCGGUUGAGCAGAAGAUUUACGUGAAUUUGAACACAACGGCGGCCUGUGUCCGGCUCCUCAACGCCACCCACCAGAUCGGCUGCCAGUCCUCUCUAGACGGUAACACCGGGAUCAUUCACCUUGUGGAGCAGGAGUCUGACCUGGCCUGGGUCCUUCAGGAUGGUCCCCACGCCCCCUACGCAGUCCUCCUGGAAACAGCCAUGUUCACAAGGGACAUCAUGAUGAGGUUAAAGGUGAAGGGUCGGGUCGCUGGCGUCGCCGUGGUGAUUCCCACCAAACCGCAAGCUGCUCAGUUCUCGCCGCACCAGAGGUGUCCCAACGCUGGCUUCGGUGUUUAUUCCCCGGCCUAUGGGCCUGAGUUUGUGAACUGUAACAGGACCGUGUGGAACCCAGCCGGCAAUGAGCUCUCAUACGAAGACUUCCCCUUCCCAAUCUUCAUGGUGAGGGAUGACAACGAGACCCAGGUCAUCCGCAAG